Messenger RNA from Lytechinus variegatus (green sea urchin), 2179 nucleotides. RefSeq names its product zinc finger BED domain-containing protein RICESLEEPER 3-like. Gene Ontology annotation, molecular function: protein dimerization activity; DNA binding. Lineage: Eukaryota; Metazoa; Echinodermata; Echinoidea; Temnopleuroida; Toxopneustidae. The record is from RefSeq and is a predicted model, not a curated record. Bases 116 to 2029 code for a protein of 637 amino acids. The transcript has 5 exons.
CGUUAUCACGCACGUACUACGUGUCUCCGAUAUCAGAUCGUGAGCAAGCGGGAAGCCGACACAUCGAAAAUUUGAUCGAUAUUUUUGACCGAACAAAUUUCACUAAAGUUCUAAGAUGGAAGAGACCAAAAUCUCCACGAUUAUUCCGAAGACACCGGGGAAAAGAAACACCCCAACCAGGUCUCAGGUCUGGCAGUAUAUUACCUGCGAUAUAGAUGCGAAAGUUGCUCGAUGUAAUAUUUGCAACAAAACAAUGAAGUACACAGGCGGCACUACAAACUUGCGUUAUCAUCUGACUGCGUCCCAUCAAAUGCAAGAAUUUGAGGUUAGUGGGCCAUCUGCGAGAGUUUACAAAGAAGGGGGAGAAUGGAAGACAGGAAGAAGGGUUCGUACAAUCAAGUCUGGUCCAACAUUCCGUGUGAGCGUAGGUGGAUCCCCAUCAAGCAAAAGCUCUUCACGCGGGCACAAUGUAGCACUGCAGUCCACCUCAGCAUCCAGCACCAUAGCGAAAAUUACCUGUGGCCCAGAGAGAUCCAAAUUUAUCCACUCGCAUGUUGUGAUGCUCCUGGCUCAGAGCCUUCUACCAGUGAGCAUGGUUGAAGACGAAGGGUUCAUCCGGUUUAUCCAAGAGAUGGAACCUGAUUAUCCCAUGCUUGGCAAAAAGGUAGCACAGUCAAUGUUGAUGGGAAAAUAUGAAGAGGCACAGGAGAAGCUGAAGAUCUGCCUCAACAAGGAUGCCAAAAACUUUGGUCUCGUGUACGAGAUAUGGACUGGUCAUGACAAGAACAAUUACCUUACUGUCACUAUCCACUACCUGACACAUCAGUGGAAUCGGGAGUCUUGGGUGCUGGGAACAGACAGGGUUUCCACCAAGCCCUCCACCACAGAGAUAAACAUGUGCAUCCGUAACUUGAUCAGUCAAUACCAACUCUCCCUGGAGAGCAUAACCGCUGUGGUCAACCGGCAAGGGAUACUCAAGGUUACACAAAUCAACAAGGUUGGGGAAGCUCUGCUCUGUGACAGCAUGAGCUGUGCAACGGAGAAGCUGGAGCAUUGUGUCUCGAUGGCAUUGCUGUUGCCUAGUGUGAAGGUAGUAUUGGAGGGUGCAGCCAAGAUGAUCAACUAUUUCUUGCAUAAUGAGGAACCCAAUGAGAAGCUGAAUAAGGCAAAAGCAGAGAGCAAACUGAACAUAGAGCUACAAGACUACAACAAGUCAUCAUGGUUGGGCAUUGCAGAUAUGCUACAGAAGGUCCUUGCUUUGCAAGACGAGAUUGAAUCUGUGAAAGCCCAGGAUGAGAAGAACCAGCUGAUGUACCUCAAUGAUUGGGAGGGUGUCGCUCAGUUGGUCCAUUCACUUCAAAUCUUGAAGGCAGCCUUGACAGUCUUGGGUGAUCAGAAGAGUGGUUCCGUUGCCUGUGUCUUGCCAGUGGUUCACAGCAUGCUGCAGCAUUGUGAGGGUCGAGAAGAUGAUGGCUCUAUGCUUUCUGAAUUUCUCACAGUAAUUGCCAAGGAGGUUCGGGAGAAAUGGGAUUUAAAUGCCAUCAUGCCUUCUUCAGUCACAAUGCUUUCGGCACUCCUAGACCCACGUUUUAAGCAACUCAAGUUCAUUGCAGAUGAUGAUAAAUUGGAUGUCAUCGAUGCACUCAAGCAGCUGGUAGUGGCAAAUGCCACUGCAAAUCAUGACUCUGAGGACUCUGCUACCAACAGUGUCUCACCAUUUUUGUGUCUGUUCGGUGAAGAUGAGUUCAACAGCAAGCCAGAGACUACUGAUGCAGAGGUCACAACUUACCUGUCCUAUCCACCCCUUUCAAGAGACAUGUGCCCAUUGGACUGGUGGAGAAUGAACCAGGGUAAAUUUCCUGAGCUGUCGAAAAUUGCACGAUGUUAUCUUGCCGUACCUGCUGUUAUCCAGUCUGGGAGUGAUAUCGUAACAGGAACAUCCAAGAUGGAUAUGAAAAGGGCCCUUCUGGAUGUGGACACUGCUGGGCCAAUCAUCUUCUUAAACAAGAAUUGGUCCAUCCUUUCAUAGGCCAACUGCUUAGGACAUAGAAAGGGCACUUUCUGCGUAAACAGACACUGCUGGAUCACAUAUCUACUUGAACAAUAAAUGGUUCAUUUCACCAAAUAAUGAAAACAUACAGACACUGCUGGGUCACUCAUCACUCUGAAACAAGAACCA